AUGUUACCAUAUUUUUUUAUUUUAUCUAUUUAUUUUUUGUACUAUGUUUUUGGUGAUAAUGAUAAAUGUGUUGAUCAGAAUCCAUACUGUACAAAGAAUGAUUGUACAGUAAGGCCUGGUUAUGCUAUGGAGUAUUGUAAAAAAACUUGUGGAGAUUGUGAUUAUUUUUGUCAAGAUUCUACCUAUAUUUCAUGUGUUGAGGCUCGUAAAGAAGAUUGUAAUGAUGUUCUUAAAGAAUAUUGUCCAAUUCUUUGUGGUGUUUGUGAAAAAAAAAAUAAUACUAAUAUGUCAACAACAAUAAUAUAUACCUCUACAUCAACAUCUCUUCCAGAGGUAAAAAUUUUAAAAGUUGAAAAAAAUGAAACAUUAAAACAUGAAAAAACACUUAAAGAUGAUGCUAUUACAAAUUCUGAUGAAACUUUUUCUCAAAGAAAAACUUUAAGAAAUGAUAAUUGGUAUGAUAAUCAACAUAAUCGAAAAUUACAGGGACAACAAAAUAGAUAUUAUGGAUCACAGACACGGCAUUUACCUUCAAAUAUGAAUUCACCUCAUUCUUCAACUCAAAUGAUAGAUCCAUUAAUACAAGAUAUGAGUGAUUCAUAUGUAGAAAGAGAAUCUUUUCCUAAUCCAAAUAUUCCAAUUAUUGGAAAUGAUAAUACAAAUAUUCAAUUUAAUAGUUUAUCACAAAGAGAAAUAAAAAGAAAAGAAAUUGACAAAGAGCCACAUUUUAUAAAUGAUUAUAAAUUAAGAAGACGUCCACAAAAUAUUGAAAAUAUGGUAGAAAAAGAAACUGAUAUUGAGUAUGAGGAUUAUGAAGAUCAACCAAAAACAAUACCAAUUAAAAAGAAAAAUCGUGGUAAUAAACAUGAAAGAAUAGAUGAAAAUACCUUUCUUCAAAAUACUAUUCUUCCAUUAAAUCAAAAAAAUUCUAUGAAUCAAGGUAGAGCUAAUAUAGAAAAUGAAUAUAUUCCUAGAACAAGUAUAAAAAGUAACGAAGAAAUAGAAGAUAAAGUUAAUAAUUUACCACCUUUAGCUAUAGCUGAUUUGAUUACUUUACUUGGAUGCCGUGAUCGUGAUCAACAAAUUUGUAAUAAAAUUACAGAAGAAGCUUGUAGAGCAAGACCAGGUUUUUAUCUUAAAAUAUGUCCUGUACGUUGUAAAAAUUGUAAUGGUCUUUUAUGUAUGGAUUCAAAUAAAGUUGAUUGUCUUGAAGUUAAAAGACUUGGAGGAUGCCGUUUACAAAUGAGUGAAGAAUAUUGUCCAAGGACUUGUAAUGCCUGUCCAACUCCUACAAUACUAGCUGAAACAACAUCUGUAUGUAAAGAUGAAAUGGAUACAUGUGAACAGUUAGCUGAAAGUGGUGUAUGUAACAAUCCGAUAAGCACGGCUGUUAUGCGUGUAUAUUGUGCAAAAAGUUGCAAUUUUUGUAAAAAUACUCAUCUUUAUUUAAGUAACUCCGAGGAAGAUGAUCAUCCUGUAGAAUUAAAUGCUUUAUGGAUGCUGAAAAAACAAGAAAAAAAUAUUUAUAGAUAUCCUCAACGAAAUCCAUCAACAAAUCCAAGACAUUAA
Strongyloides ratti is the source of this 1569-nucleotide messenger RNA. Its product is annotated as ShKT domain-containing protein. The record is from RefSeq and is a predicted model, not a curated record. The transcript has 2 exons. The coding region runs from base 1 to 1569 and encodes 522 amino acids. Lineage: Eukaryota; Metazoa; Nematoda; Chromadorea; Rhabditida; Strongyloididae.